Molecule: messenger RNA, 9284 nt
Organism: Vespula vulgaris
Lineage: Eukaryota; Metazoa; Arthropoda; Insecta; Hymenoptera; Vespidae
Product: circadian locomoter output cycles protein kaput-like
Exons: 13
Coding region: 1771-4617 (948 amino acids)
Biological process (GO): regulation of transcription by RNA polymerase II
Cellular component (GO): aryl hydrocarbon receptor complex; nucleus; cytoplasm
Molecular function (GO): RNA polymerase II cis-regulatory region sequence-specific DNA binding; protein dimerization activity; DNA-binding transcription factor activity, RNA polymerase II-specific
Source: RefSeq, a predicted model, not a curated record
AAAAGGAAGGUACUGUUGCGAAACUUGACGUGGCUCGACAAAUAUUUGCAUUGAUCGCAAUGUACGCGCUUGUUGUAAUCUCAUUAAGGUAUAAUACCGUCACGGUGAUAACUCCUAAAAUUUGUGUUGUUUUCGUUCCUUUCUUUUCAAGCAGCGUUAGCUACCAGCGUCGCAAACGGACGAACCAUAAUAAAGUAAAAUAAAGUAUUUGGAUAUUUUAAAGAAAAACGAAACAAGUCACAAGACACAAGGUAACCUGUGUCUUAUCAAAGAAAUGUCCAAUCGCGAGAAGGUAGAUAAUACUUUUACACAAGGCUUUGCGCGUCAAACUUUGAUCUUACAAAUGGGCCGAGAAGAAAUUUCUUUUUUAUUUUGAAAAUUCACUCGAGCAAGAAAAUCGCAAGAAGAUGAGGAAGAAAUUUGUAUGCGUUUACAUCGUCCGUUAGGAACGCAUCGCGCGCGGACAACAGAGGCGAGUUCUCUUCCGAUGUGAGAAAAGCUUAAAAUUUCAUCGUUAUCGGGCGCUAUGCGCUACCGGUACGGCUAGGCGCUAUCGGUCUGCCCCCGUAAGUCCUCCGAAGGAGAGCGAGCUCGUCUGCCGAGCCAAGUGUCGGUGGAGGGGAACGAGUACCGAGCUGGCGGCUAAUCAAGAGUGGGGGUAGCUGCGUAGCGGCAGUCAGCCUCGAGCUGCAGCGCGGUGUGGGUGCGUCUCUUCCUCGUUCUAUCUUGUAGCGAUUCACGAAGCCGGUUAGUCUCUAAACGAGACAGUGUACGCUGACCUCUGACAUUUUUCCUUUUUUCUAUCUUCAUUGACAAAGAACUCGACCUACGACUCCUCGUGAGAUUCAUUUUAUAUCCUUUUUAUAUCUAAUCAUAUCGAGGAGCUUCUCGUCUUCCCGCCGGAACGUUUUUCAUCUGAUCGUUCGAGAACACUGUGUCAAGGUCGCCGAUAGAUCGGACUUUGGCCUCUUUGUGAACUCGGAGCAUGGAAAAUGAAAUCUUAAAACGUUCCUGCUCCUCUUCGUCGUCAUUAUCGUCGUUAUCCUUGUCGUCGUCGAUGUAAACAGAAGUUGGUGCGUGCUCUUUUAUGUGUGCGUCUAUCUAUGGAGCAUCAUGUAUGCUUCUCUGAGAGAAAUAACACGCAAUUGCUACGCAUCUUGAGCCGUUCUUCCCAUCUCUCCUUUUCCUCUAUCGGGAUCUGGUACACGGUGUCAAGGUCGACGAUCUCACGGAGUGAACGAUCGGAGUUCUUCCGCAGGAAUAGCACGAUCUGUGACUCCAGAUAAAGAUCGAAUUGAAUCAGCUGGACUAAAUAAGAGAAAAACAAAGAGAAAGUCAGAGAGAAGUUGCAUGGACUUUGUUCGGAUUUGCAGAGAUGUGACAACGAGUACUGUCGUUUUCGUCGUUGCAACGACGCCAUUGCACCGUUUAUGGAAGCUUCUUGAUGAUGACGCAGUUAUCAACGUGAAGAUAACUUGGGGGCUUCGGAUUUAGUCAACGAAGAAUUUUGACUACGACGAAAACGAAACGAAACGAAACAAAAAUGAAAAUAUUAUUCCACAAUGGAAUAUCUUCUUUUUUUUUUAUUAAUCCUUUCGUUUUGCGUCCAAUGUUACAUAAAAAUUGUUGAAAAGAAACCGUACGAGUACUCGUAGUCAAGAACAAUAUGACCAAGAACGAGAAUAGGUUUUUUUUUCUGUAGUUGCUUGCAACGACUUGCUAACAACGCGUAAAGAGAGAAAAGCAAAGAGAGAAAAAAGAAAGAAAAAGAUGUGGUCCCAACAACAACAACAACGACAACAACAACAACAACGACGACAACAACAACAACAACAACAACAACAGCUUCAGCAGCAACCACGGACUUACUUGCGAGGUUUUGCCUUUCAACAUCCACAGCAACAGAACGUUCAUCUCAGUAUCGUCGGUGUCGACGAUACGCCGCAACAUCAGCAUCAACACCAUCAUCAGCUUCAACAUCAUACGAGGGGAUCGAGUGGCAUGGAUCUACCGUUGUCAAGCAAUCCGCGUGCUUCACGAAAUAUGGCGGAGAAACAACGCCGAGAUAAUCUUAACACCAAUAUCUCGACGAUGGCGGCUCUUGUUCCUACCGUCGCCGGAAGUUCGAGAAGGAUGGACAAGAUAUCUAUCCUGAGAUUAACUGCUGCCUAUUUAAGAACGCAAUACACUCUUGGUCGUGGAUCGGCCGAUUUUUUGCCAAAACAAUUCAACGAUUUGGACGUGGAACAGUACUUCGUAGAUAACUUGAUCGGCAAUGCUGGUUUCUUCAUCGUCGUAACCACGGCGGGAAAGAUCGUUUACGUUAGCCGGCAGGUGGAACGUCAACUUGGUCACGCUCAGAAAGAACUGACCGGACAAUCUUUGUAUCACUUCGUUUAUCCCGAGGAUCACGAGGAGUUAACGAAAAAUUUAACGCCGGAUGAAAUGCAACCAAUGGUCGGUGGCUUGACUAUGGACGCCGACAAUAGUUCUAAUUCCUCCGAAGAGUCAACCUCGACGACAUUGACGUCGCAGAGGAACACCGAGAGGAGGCCUUUUCGUGAGCAGAGACGAAGUUUCAAGUUACGAAUGUCACAACGAACGGUUUCGAGACGAGAACACACGCAGUACGAGUGUCUACAUGUGUCGGGCGUUCUUAGGCUCGCGGAUGCUUGUAAAAAUUUUGACAAUCGUGCACGACAUCGAGAGACUACAUCGACAAGCAACGACAUCAUAUUCGUCGGUAUGGCAUGGCUACCCAAGAAACGUCCCAUUACCGAACUCUCCAUAAUAGAUGCUAAUAAACAAGAGUACGUGACGCGACACUUAGUGGACGGCCGUAUUAUUUACUGCGAUCACAGGAUAUCCAUUGUGGCGGGUUACCUGUCCGAGGAGGUUUCUGGUUUGAGCGCUUUCAGUUUUAUGCACAAGGACGAUGUUAGAUGGACCAUCAUUGGACUUCGCCAAAUGUACGAUCGUGCAGAACCUUGCGGUUCAUCCUGCUAUAGACUCCUUUCCAAAACUGGCGAGUUCAUUUACCUAAGGACCCAUGGAUAUUUGGAAUACGACAAAGAUACUCAAACCGUCGAAUCGUUUGUCUGCAUCAAUACCCUAGUCUCAGAAGAAGAAGGUAUUGAAUUCGUAAGAGAGAUGAAGGAAAGAUUUUCAGCUACGGUGUCCGGUGCCACGAAGGCGGUCAUGAUUCAAAAUAACGACGACCUCUCGUUCGAUCUGGGAUCGGAGUCACAAAAAUCAAAUUCCAAAGCCAGCGUGGAAGAUCCUUCGCAGCUAGAGGACGCGAUCACUCAUCUCAUUAGCGAUUUACCUUCACCAGCUGUUUCGGAAGAUCGUUCUUCUCCAUCGCCGAUGCCAAACGCUCAAUUCGCUAAAGCGGCCGUUUUUUCUCAAAGAUUACCACCGGCAGCUGCGCAAGCAAGCAAAUUCGGUAUUAAGAAGAUCGAUCACAAUUUCACGAUACAAGGUAACAAAGGUAAUCUUACGCCAAAACAAGAACCACGGAUUGAAAUAAAACAAGAAAUGAUUGGCAAUAAAACGAUUGUUACCGAUCCUGUUGUUGAAAAAGACGUCAUGUUGGAUGGACAACAACGACACGUUGGAAGAAAGAGAAAUCAAGAUCGUAAUAGUAUUGGCUCAUUGAGUUCAGGAAAACCUUUGAGUAUGAAGGAAAUGAUGGGACAAGUGCAAAUUAUGCGACAGGAGAAUCGUAAUAACGAAAGCAUAAGAACUAAUGUUUUACCUGAACGUAACGCGUUCGAAACGAAAGUUCUGAAGAAUAACAGCGGCGAGACUGGCCUCGAGAACUUAGGAAAUGGCACGAGCGAGUCCGAGGAUGAAGAGUCUAGGAAAAGAUAUUCCUCGAAGAGGAUAUAUACUGAAGAAAACGCCGUGGGGACAGGCCGUAAUAAAAAGCGAAGGAAUGAGAAACGAUAUGAAACUACCGAGAUUCGACUCGGACAACAGCAACAACAACAACAACAACAACACCACCACCACCACCACCAGCACCAACAGCAACAGCAACAAAGUGCUUCUUAUGUUAAUUGUAGGACGUUUAUCAAGGACGAACAGUUUUCAACGCUCGCUGAUUUUGAUCAUUAUGAUCAGGUUCACACCCAACCGAUUCGGGUUACAUCCACGGACUCUACCAAUUCAAGUCUUCAAGAUGUAAACAUCGAGUAUCAGGAAUUGGAUUCGUCUACAUCGUUGGUGAUCUCAAAUAUGGCCAAUGACGAACAAUUUGGUAACCUUCAGGAGCUCAAGGAAGAUCCAUUGUUAAGCUCGAGCCUGGACGCAAAUCCAGAUUUCAUGCUGAAGAUAUUCGAUGAUCUACGGCCUGCAAUGGGUUUUGAAAAAAGCUUUGAUGAUAUGAACGUGCAACAGCUGACAGUCAAUAAUCAGCAAGCGGUUAACGAUGAGAUAAGAAGAACACAUCUACAGCUUGCGAGUAGUAUGGUUAUACGAGAGUCUCAAUUCGAUGUAUUAGCACGGGAUUUGGAUAAUCCAGCUUUGCAGGCUCAAAGAAAAAAUCUAACCCAAUUACAGGUAAUGUCUUACAUCGAUUGCAGGCUGAACAUAAGAUGCAAAAACAAAUCCUAAAGUCUUUACAACAAGAUCAUCGCAACAUACAAGUCAAUGCGAAGCACAAUAUAGGGGUCUGAAUUGUGUAUAUACGUAUGUACGUACGUAACUUUAAAAAGUAUCGCAAAGAUAUCCCCGAACGAUUUGUAUGUUAAAGGCGCCAUUUUGGCCCCAUAAAUUCGCCCGAAGGAAAUUAAGUGUGUUACCUCCUUCUGCCAAAUUACCGAAUUAACUAUGAGCCUUAUAAAUCUUAUUAUGUUACUCUAAAGGAGGGGAAAGAAAGCAAGAAAAAGAAACGACGAUCGACAUAUGUGCAAUAUGCAUCGAAUUGCACCAGCUUUUUUCUUUUUUUUUUUUUUUUUUUGUUUUGUUUUGUUUGUUUCAAACUGUUUGAAGAGACAACGUGUAAAUCGACAACGGGGACUUUUGAGGAAGCGUCAGGAUUGCGCCUGACCGAUCUUCGUGAGAGGAUCAAGUAAUACGUAGAAAAAGAAAAAGGAGGAAGAAAAAGAAGAAAAAGUUUACCGUUGAAAGCUUAUUUAAUGUACUACGUUGGUGCUAGAGAUUCGAAUUGAAGACCUUUUUUCAAUCGAUUUCGUGAGUGCUUACGACUGUGAAGAAUAGUUAUCAGUUAUAAUAAAAAUAAACGAUCAUUCGUUCGAUACAAGGACAAAAAAUAAGUGAAACGAACGAUUGAGUGUUACGCAGUGUUGGCAAUUUUCAAAUUUUACGAUAAAAACAUUGUAGAUAUGAAUAAUGUUAGCUGAUAAAACAAUGUUAGCUGUUUCGAAACAACACUAGAUCGAACGAGGUAGAGAAAGAAAGAGAAGAAGAUAAAAAGAGACGGUCAAACUUCGUUUUCUAUCUCGAGCAUAAAAAAUACCUUCCCCACAAAUACAGAUGCUAAGGUAUAUACAUAAGAACGAGAUUGUCAAUAUCUCAUUCAAAUCCUAUUCGUGUUUAAACAAAAAAAAACGAUACUUUUGAUCUAUAUUUUAUGUCAGACUGUGUGUAUAAGUGUUCAAUCUCUUGAAAAAGGUGUACUAUUUUAGAUUUGACUAGUUCUUUAAUAUUGGCAUUGUGAUCAAUCUUGUACUAUGUUAGUACUGCUUUUUAUGUGAUUAUCGCGUGCGUGCGUGCGUGCGUGCGUGUGCGCGUGCGUGUGUGUGAUAAGAAAGAAAAAGAACAAUAAACAAACAAACAAAUAAAAAAAGAAAAACAGAAAAAGAAUAUGAAAAAGGGAAGGAAUCGAUCGCUGUUCGAUUUAUACAUGAUUAUUGUACAUAAAAUCCAAUUUUUGGACUACAAUUCACGUGAAUUUUACAAACAACCGUCUAUAAAAGUUAUUCCUGCUAGACCUAAUAGUUAUCUCAACCGUUUGGAGGAUAGAGGAUUGGGCCGUGUUAAUUUUUACUGAUAUUUGCUCUUCCAAUCCUCACUUUUCUCUUUUUUUUUAAACUGAAUUAAUUUUACUAGUACUUAUUGUUUCUUAGAAACAUGAAUUGUAACGAGCGCGAUCAUACUUUUCAAUAAAGAUCUUUUCAAUGACUCCUGCCAAACAAAGGUUUGAACUAACGGAAGCGAAAAAAGAAAAAAGGUUUUAGCAGGAUUAUUCAAGGACAACUUAUUCUCGAAUCAAACGGGAGAUCGCUUACCCCGACCUUUUUUCUUUAUAAAUGAACGUAAUACGUUAGAAACUUCAGAAAAGGAUAGAAAUAUCUAAAUUAUUUCUCCAAGUGAUUUAUCGAUAAUUGAUUGCGAAUAACGUCGGCGACUGGUAUAGUUCUUUUUCUUUUUUCCUUUUUUCUUAUUCUUUUAAUUUUCUUUUUUUUGUUUUAUACUAACUAGUAUCGACAACAAAACUUAGUACACCUUUUUACAAAUUAUUACAUAUUCCGAUUGUCCGUUGUUCGAGUUUUCUUUUCUUUUCUCAUAUUUCUGCAUAUUUUAAAUUUUCUCGUCUUUUUUCAUAUUUUAAAACGAUUAAGAGCGAAAGUAGUAAGAAGUAAAGAGGAGAAAAAAGAGAGGAGAGCGUAAUGUGCAAUGUUCUAAUAAUUAGAGCGAAACAAAAAAGUUUAUUUCUUUUUUACUUUUUAUUUUUUUGGAGAAGUGGGUUAAGUCCGGUUUCUACCCUUCCUCCCCAUUGCUAUGGCUCCAAGAGAGAAAAGAUAAAAAAAAAAAAGAAAGAAAAAAAUGCUCUUCCGAAUGUCCUCUUUCCUAACCAGUCAACCGUAAUGACAAAAUAGAAAGAAAGAAAGAAAAAUAAUUCUCGUGAUCUUAUAGUACAAAACGUCCAACGUCCAAACUAUCUGUGUUCGAUGUAACCCCGCAGCUCUCUGUCAAUGUCAUAUUUCCACAUACCCUGCCCCCCCCCUCCCACACACCAUCAUGCCACACUCUCUCUCAUCCUCUUUGAGCCUACUCUAUUUUUUACGUUUAUGUAUUGUUGUAAGUGUAACGAUCAUAUCGUAACAAUUAGACAAAUUUUUUAUGUACUUUUGUGACUUUGAAAGCGCGCUGUAAAUAGGCUUAAUUUGCCGUUGCCUUUGCUGUUGAAUUAUUGCUAUUAUUGUUCUUCAUUAAAAAGAAGAAGAAGAAAAAAGAAAGAAAGAAAAAUAAGUAUUAAACGCUCAGGGUGAUCCGGCUAUGAAGAUCAAAGUGCGGGUGGGAUUUUAGAGGGAGAAAAAAAGGAAAAGCGAGAGAGCAAUCGCGGCAAAUAAAUAAAUUGUUUGAAAGAAAUUUAAGGAAAAAAAAAUGUAUAUUAACUUAUAAAGAAGCUAUGCGCGAAACGGUAAGGCGACAAUUUCUGUAAUUUUCUUUUCUUUUCAUUGUUUUUUUUUUCCUUUUUUUUUCUUUCUCUUUCACUAUGCGACAAACGGAUCUAUUUGAACGUUUCUAUUUUCCCGCAUUUUUAUAUUAUCAAUAUUUUGUUAUGAAACAGUCGAGUCAUUUAGAUUUCAUAUGGUCGUCAUUUGAGCGUUUCAAAAUUUAUCGUUGCGAAUGGAAAGUUAAGAAAAGAAAAUAAUGAUAAAGAGAAAGAGAGAGAGAGGGGGGAAAUAAAAUAGAGAAUUCUUGGGAGAAAGAAAAUCGUUUACGUGUUUUAUCACGCAUUGCCAUAAAUUUUAUAAUUGCGAGAAUAAAAAAGAAGAAGAAAAAUUAAAUUUGCGAGUACGUGCGACGAAAUCUUGCGAGGAUGGAGGAAAGAAAGAUAAAAAUAGAAAAAUAAUGAUAUUCGUACAAACGGUGAUAAGCGAUAAAAUAGUUAAAUUCCCGGUGUAAUACAAAGCAGGCGACCCCACAGGAUUUAUUGAUAAUAUGUAAGAACAUACACACUCACACAGAUUAAUUAUAAAUUAAGAGCCGGUUGAAUAUUUCUUUUCUUAGGAACAAUAGAGAGAAAAACGUAUUGAGAAAAGUUUCCUGAUUUCACGUUCGACUUUUGAUUAAUCCGGAAAUGUAAUAAUUUUUAAUUUUUCUUAUACGAAACCGCGUAUUUUUUAAUUAAUUGGAUAUUUUGACCAAUUAUCUUUCAAAAAUAUUAAAAAAGUAUAGACGUAAAGUCAAUAAUUAAAGAAAUCUUAGCGUGUAUAUAUUUAUAUGACUAAUACAGGAAAUCGGAUAUUUUAUAAAUAUUUGAUACAUGAAAUCGUGAAACUUUUCUUAAUAUAUUUUUUCUUCUGUUGCUCUUAACAAACGAAAUAUUUAACUGGCCCUUAAUUUAUAAAACCAAUUUGUGUAUGUAUAACUUUAUAAUAUUGUACAUAACUAUGUUAUAUUUUAUAUCCCGCUAAUUGUACGCAUAAAGUGGCUUUUCUUUUCUUUUAUUUUUAAGUGAAAAUUAGGCAAAUUCAAUAUCGAGCUUCCUCGUAUAACAUUUCCUUUUCUUCUUUGGUUUUUUUUAUUUUUAUUUUUAUCUUUAUUUUUUUAUUUUUAUUUUUAUACCGGUAACGUUAUUGUAGUAGAAAAAUUCUUUUCUUCCUCCUUUAAACAUUCUGCUCUUUUUCUUUUUUAUCAAAAGCAGAAGAAAAGAAAUAAUGUUAAGAAUAAAAAGAAAAGAAAAACUGCAAAAAUCCGUUUUCGAACGCAUCGCUGGGGCUAAUCAUAAUUAUUUAUUAUUGUUGGACAAAUGUAAUUUAUAUAUCUCUACGCAUGAGUGAUGUUUGCGCAAAGAAAUUGCAGGAUUUCCAAAAGACUUGUUAUUUAAUGUUUUUUUGUCAAAACAAUCUUUCGGAUAGAAAAGUCUUUCUAAAUAUCCUAUCGCAACGAAAAUUUGUUGGUUAUGUAUUUGUUACGACCCAGCCCUUCGAUAGAGCAAUCAAUGAAAAUAACAUAAAAUGAAAAUAACUCAAAAGACAUAGUUACGAAAGAAAAGAAAUACCGAAAAAAAACAAAUUGCAUUUUCUUUCUUAUAUUUGGAAAGUGUAAAUAAAUUUUUAUAUAUAUAAUAUAGGGAGAGAGAGGAAGAGAGAGAGAGAGAGAGAGAGAGAGAGUCACGAAGGAAAAAUUAUUAGCGAAAGAAAAAAUCGGAUAAUAAAAAGGUAAUAAAAAGAAACAUUUAUGACAGUUCGUUCGAACUCACAUCGAAUGAAAUAAUAUUUUAUGUUGCUACACGUAAAAGGCGAAUAAACGUAUAUGGAAGCGAGCAUAUGUAAUGAUAAUAAAAAAAAAAAAAAAAUACAAAAAAA